Messenger RNA from Zingiber officinale, 1111 nucleotides. Its product is annotated as 60S ribosomal protein L7-2-like. The record is from RefSeq and is a predicted model, not a curated record. Gene Ontology annotation, biological process: maturation of LSU-rRNA from tricistronic rRNA transcript (SSU-rRNA, 5.8S rRNA, LSU-rRNA). Gene Ontology annotation, molecular function: structural constituent of ribosome; RNA binding. NCBI's taxonomy places the organism in Eukaryota, Viridiplantae, Streptophyta, Magnoliopsida, Zingiberales, Zingiberaceae. The transcript has 6 exons. Gene Ontology annotation, cellular component: cytosolic large ribosomal subunit. Bases 161 to 907 code for a protein of 248 amino acids.
UUAAACACGAAACAAAUCAAAUCGGCUCCAGUGGCAAGGGGUCCGGCCCGAUUUACCCUAAAACGGCUCUUCCUCGACCGAGCUCGGCCGCCGAGAUCUUCAGCCGCCGAAUAGCUCUUCCGCUGUCCACCAGCCAUUCCACCAAUAAGAAUAAGCUAUCAUGGAGGAGGAACCACAACCUCUUAACUAUGUUCAUGAGACUGUGCUGAAGAAAAGAAAAAUCAGUGAGGAUUGGGCCAUUAAGAGAAGGGAGCUUCUAGCAGAGAAAAAGAGAAGUAAGAAAGAGAGAAAUAAGCAUCCAAUUAAGAGGCCUGAGGAGUUUGUCAAAGAAUACCGAGACAAGGAGUUGGACUUUGUCCGCAUGAAGCAAAGGGUAAAACUUCGGAAGUUGCCUAAUGAAGCCGUGAAAGCCGUGAAAUCUAAGCUGCUUUUUGUCAUUAGGAUCCAUGGAUCAAAGGAUAUGCAUCCACAAACAAGAAAAAUCCUGAACAAGUUGCGGCUUGUACAGAUAUUGAACGGUGUGUUUCUCAAAGCCAAUGAAGCAAAUUUGAGAAUGUUAUUGAGGGUGGAACCAUUCGUCACUUAUGGUUACCCCAACCUGAAAAGUGUCAAGGAGCUUAUCUACAAAAAAGGCCAUGGAAAAGUAGACAAGGAAAGGACUCCUCUAACAGACAACAAUGUCAUCGAGCAGGCUCUCGGUCAGUAUGGUAUUCUCUGUAUCGAAGACAUCGUGCAUGAGAUAGCUACAGUUGGAUCACAUUUCAGGGAGGUUACAAGGUUCUUGUGGCCAUUUAAGCUCAAGUGCCCAGAGAGAGGUCUUCGGAUGAACAAAAAGCUCUACAAACAAGGAGGGGAUUCAGGCAACCGUGAAGAUCAAAUCAAUGAGCUGAUUGAUAAACUGAACUAGGGGGCUGAGUCAGCCAAUGGUGGUGGUUGACAAACUAAUUGCACCAAAAUUCGCAAUAUCGGUAGUUAAAAAUAUUCAGUUCCAUGCUACUCUCUCUUAUUUUCUGCAUCCUACUUGAACAAAUUUUGCAAGUAGUUUGGUAGAUAGCUAUAGAUUGCGUUCAAUAUGAUAUUUUUCUUCCAAAAACAUUUAACCUUGCUAUAA